GGGCCUGGGCCUGGGCCUGGAGUUGGGCCCGGAGCCGGGCCCCCGCUGCCCCGCGCACGGCGCCGCCCUGGAUCUGUACUGCAGGGACCACCGGCUCGGCGUGUGCUCGGCCUGUGCCGCCACCCAGCACCGGGGGCACGACCUGGCCAUCCUGGGGGAGGAGAAGACACUGCAGGAGAAGAAACUCAUCGCGAGAUACGAGGAGAUGGAGCGACAGCUGAAGAGCACCGACAGGACGAUCGGAGAGAUUAAAGAGCGGGUCGAAGCCGUCAAGGGCUCGGCCUCUCAGGCCAAGACGAACUACGUGAACAAGCUGGGGGUGCUGGCUCGGGCGCUGGUGGAGGCUGGGGCAGAGGUGACGGUGCUGAUAGAGCGCGAGGAACGGAUGGCGCUGAGCCAGGCGGACGGCGUCUUGCAGAAGCUGGAGGAGCGGCAAGCCGGGCUGAGCCGCAGCAAACAGCAGCUCGAAGCCACCCUGAGGUGCAGUGACGCCCUGCAGAUCAUACAGUUCUCUCAGGAAACAAACACGUGGAAAGCGAUGGGUGAGGAGCCCGUGUGGGUGCCCUGUGACUUCGCCCUGGACACCACGCUAGGAGGCGUGACGAAGGCACUUGAGGCAAUUUCCAAACUGAUCCACAAAGACCUGCAGGGAGUGUCCCGGCAAAUGGAGCGGGCAGAGGAGAUUCCUGGUCCGGAGGUGGCUGAGAGGUGUGAGGCUGGGCCAAACCGGUCUCUGCCCAUCGACCUGCAGAUCAGGGGCAAGUUCCUGCACAGUUACAGCCAGCUCACCUUUGAUGCCAACACUGCUCACCAAUCCCUCACUGUGUCCAAGGCCGGGCGGAAGGUCUCGCACAAGGAAAAGCAGCAGUGCCCUGCCCACCCAGAGCGCUUUGAGAGCGAGUGGCAGGUGCUGUGCUCACAGGGCUUUGCUCAGGGCCAGCAUUACUGGGAGAUGAAGCUCAGCGAUCAGUGGGUGUUCGUGGGGGUCGCUUACAAGACGAUCGAACGGAAGGAGGAAUCCCGGAUCGGGAAGAACGGGGCAUCCUGGGCCGUGCAGCUGUUUAGCCAGAGUUACUCUGCCUGGCACAACGGCCAUGAAACCAAACUGAGCCCGGCCGAGUAUGGGCGUGUCGGUGUGUUCCUGGACUGCACUGCAGGCACCGUCUCCUUCUAUGGCGUCACCGACACCAUGACCCUGAUCCACAGGUUUGACUCGGUGUUUGUGGAGCCCCUGUACCCUGCCUUGUGGGUGGGUGACAGAGUCACAGUGUCACUCACCCAGCUGAAGUGAGGCCUGGAUAAAGGAUUGGGGCA
Messenger RNA from Callorhinchus milii (elephant shark), 1314 nucleotides. RefSeq names its product tripartite motif-containing protein 16. Gene Ontology annotation, molecular function: protein binding. NCBI's taxonomy places the organism in Eukaryota, Metazoa, Chordata, Chondrichthyes, Chimaeriformes, Callorhinchidae. The coding region runs from base 206 to 1291 and encodes 361 amino acids. The transcript has 6 exons. The record is from RefSeq and is a predicted model, not a curated record.